Messenger RNA from Daphnia magna, 1694 nucleotides. RefSeq names its product ATP-dependent RNA helicase glh-2. The transcript has 6 exons. Bases 115 to 1071 code for a protein of 318 amino acids. The record is from RefSeq and is a predicted model, not a curated record. Lineage: Eukaryota; Metazoa; Arthropoda; Branchiopoda; Diplostraca; Daphniidae.
UGACUAUAAAUACGGCACCAUCCAAAGCGAGUAGGACACAUCCGCACACGAACCGUCCAAGCGAUCACAGCAUCAUCCGCCGGAAGAGAAGCUCUCCAUAAUCCUAGGGAAAAAAUGUUUCACUUCAUUUUAACGUUAUUGAUGUUGGCGUUGGCUGUUGCCAUGCCGUACCCUGAAGAAGAGGCUCCCAUUAUUGUCUCACCGGAGGUAUUGGAUGCUGUGGCACCUGUGGACGAGCUGGCCAAUCCAGCAGCCGCCCCAUCCGAAUUGGCUGAAGGUGAAAAGGUUGACGAGCGAUACCGUCCCAAUUAUGGCCACCAAGCAGGUCAAUUACAGAGCAGUACAGUUUAUCAACAACAGAGCAGCAGCCAUCAGCAGCAAAGUAGCAGUCUGACCAUGCAGCAACAGCUUGGCCACCAAAACGCUGGCUACCACGCCAACAACGCUGCCGGUGGAUUUGGCGGAAGUGGUUACCACACUCCGGGAGCCAGUGCCGGAUACGGGCAAAACAUCAACCACGGCGGAACUUUCGGUGGUAACGCGGGAUACGGUCACAGCGGCUACGGCAAUACCGGCCACGGCAAUACCAGCCAUGGCAGCACAGGCUACGGUACGGGUUCCGGAAUAAACACGGGUUACGGAUCGAACGCGGGUUAUGCAACCAAUACCGGCUUUGGAACGAACACUGGAUAUGGAACUAACGCUGGAUACGGAACUAACGUUGGCUACGGAACGAACACUGGAUACGGAACAAAUACUGGAUACGGAACAAAUACUGGAAUCAAUACUGGAUACGGCAACACCGGAUAUGGAACGAACACUGGAUACGGAACGAACACUGGAUACAAUACGGGACUGUACGGGAACAACGUUGGCGGAGGACAUGUCGCGUAUGGAAACUCGGGAUACAACAGCCUUAGCAUUGAAAGUGGUUACGGCAGCAAUUACCUAGGAUGGCGUGAAGGACAAAAGUCCAACGGCACUGUGGUCGCCGAGCCCGGCGUUGCUCCCUCUGUCGAUUCCAGUCCGGCCAGCGGCGGCGAAAUCGACUUUGCCAACCAACAGGAAUAAAACGAUUGUGAAGUUGUUCAAUCGAUUUUAGAUUUAAAAAAACCUAUCGAUUGAGAACAACGCGAGCGAUUGCCUUUUAUUGUUCGUUUAGAAAACGUAAGGUGGCUAAUGGGGCCGGGCGCCUUGUUCAACGAACCAACGACAUCGAUUCGUUCGUCCUGAUGUCGUGUGUCCACAAUCCAAAUCUCUCCUAAAUGAUCCAUACCCUAAACUCAAACAUGAGUCAAUUACAAUCCAAAAUAGCCGUGUAAUUCUGUUCGAUGGUGAAAUGAAGAUCUGAUUCAUUCAUGUGGUGUCAAUGGCAAGAUGAUUAGGGAUAACGCAAAAAGAAUUGGAUUGUUUCGUUUGUCUCAUUUCCUUGAACUCUUCCCCACUCUUCCUCCUCAACGCUUCCCAUUUCUUCCUUGUCCAUGACGUCAUUGCAAUUCUUUGGUCAAUCUCCGACCCUUGUUCCCCAUGUCAUUCAAAAGUCACCUUCGUGAAUUCUACUUCGGAUUGUAAAACUCACUAUUUUUGAGCUCCUUCUGUCACGCUGUUGUCACUAAUUAUUUGCCUCUCCCCUUUCAUUGACGGCCCACAUUUUUAGACCCCCCUGAAAUGCAAAAAUCGAUUUAAUGAACUUA